Molecule: messenger RNA, 1312 nt
Organism: Culex pipiens pallens (northern house mosquito)
Lineage: Eukaryota; Metazoa; Arthropoda; Insecta; Diptera; Culicidae
Gene: pn
Product: exopolyphosphatase PRUNE1
Exons: 3
Coding region: 116-1243 (375 amino acids)
Cellular component (GO): cytoplasm
Molecular function (GO): exopolyphosphatase activity
Source: RefSeq, a predicted model, not a curated record
CAACUCGGGACGUCAGUCAGUUUUCGCCGGGUUGCUUUGCUGUUUAUUUCGUUCGGCUUGUCUUUUAUUGAGUUUAUGUAUUUAUUGACCGGUUUAGGCUGUGAAUUCCACCAAAAUGAAUCAAUUUCUAAAACAAUGCAGAACAAUACUUGGGAAUAAACUGCCAAAAUUAAUCGUCCUCGGCAACGAAAGUUGUGAUUUGGACUCCGCCGUGUGCUGCCUUUGUUUGGCCUUCAAUCUAGCGAAAAACCCUGGAAUUAUAAAGUCCCUCACGACAUGUAACAACCCAGUGCUGCCAGUCCUCAACGUGACCCGCGAAGAGCUACCGCUGAAGACGGAAGUCGUUCACUUUCUGCGCUCCAAUCAAGUUGAUUUGGCCGAUUUGGUGUGCCGGGAUGAGGUUGAGCUUCCCGAGGGACAAAGUGAGACCAAGUUCGUUCUGGUUGACCAUCACGUGUCCAGGUUUCGACGGAACGUCGUAGCCGUUGUGGACCAUCGACCCUUUGAUGGGAACUCUGGCCUCGAGGGUGGGACUUACAAGUUUAUUGAGCAAGUCGGUUCUUGUGCCACUCUGGUGACCAAAUUGAUGGAACAGGUUGAUCUUUGCAAGGAAGUUACUGGAGAGAACGCUGAAGUUCUGAGACUUCUGUACGGGGCCAUCGUGCUGGACACGGUGAACUUUUCCGCAGAAGCUGACCGAGCACGACCGCUGGACCAUGAAAUGGCAGCACUGAUUGAGCGUAGUCUGGGGGUGGCGAAGUAUCCAGAGUAUCGAAAGCAACUGUUUGAUGAACUGGUUGCGAAAAGGAGUGAUGUUUCCAGCCUCGAUUCGCUGCAGAUAUUGUCGAAAGAUUUGAAGAUAGUUUCGAAGAAUGGAAUUACGGUGGCCAUUCCUGGUUAUCCGAUCUUGGUUCAGGAGUAUAUCAAACUUGAUGGAGUUGGGGAGAAUUUGCGAAAGUUUGCAGAUAAAACCAACUCAAAUGUGAUCGUACUGAUGGGCAUGAAAGUGACGGAAGGCAGCGUGCAGAGGGAUUUGGGAAUUAUAAAUAUUAACAACGAAAAGUUACAUCAAGAGAUUUUGAACAAAUUAACCUCGAGCGUUUCACCGGAUUUUGCGUUCAAGAAACACGAUCACGUUACAAUGGAGGGAUCAUUUUUCCAACAGUGCAACGUGAGAGUUACUCGAAAGCAUCUUUUGCCUUUAGUGACGAACGUUGUGGAAGGACUUGGCAGCAGUGUUUAAAAUUAAGGUGCUAGAAAAGUAUCUGUUAUAUGGAACCAAGCAUUGAAUAAAUUAAUUCGUUCUGUUGAA